AUUAGUGAUUCUGAAUUGUUUUUCGAUGAUUGAAUAAAGUGAAAUGCAUAACUUGAAAAUCAGUUUUUAAGGCAUAGUGACAUGAAGCAGGAUUAAUUUUGUGAUACUGAAUAUUAAUAAUAAUCACACUGAUUGUCGUACCGGAGGAACACACUUCAAAAUGAAGGCUUGGCAUCUAUUUCAAAGAAGUCGCUUGACAUGUGAUUCUGUCUUAAGCACAGACUUCUAGUGAUUUGAAUGGAAAUCUGAUACAAACCGUGAAUAUUUAGAACGCCCUUUAAAAAAAAAACUAAAUUGGAAACUUUUAGACUUCUCCAACCAUAAAGAAGAGAAACUAGACCAACAAAUCUGGAAGAAAUAACUUGUCACUCGAAGGAAAUCAGAAUGUUGCUAAUACAAAGUUCCGUGUGACAAGUCCAGCAUUGCAACCACGAGCUCGACCAUGUCUGAGCUUAUGACCGUCAUUCCCCAAGUGUCUUCGUCCCAGUGCUGCAGCGGCGGAAGCAGCCUGAGCGUGGUCCCCAUGGCGUGCCGCAGCCCCGACUCGCCGCCAACACAACACUUUCGCCGCAGUUUCUCGCGAGUGUACUACGCCUCCGAGGACGGCUGUUGGCCGGCGCACAGCUUGCCCAGGGACUUCUGGAAGCGCUCCAGGACGCAGAAGGAGUCCGCCAUCCAGGAGAGGGCCGAGGAGACGUUCAGUUCCGGCGAGGACGCUAUCGAGGGCGAGUUCUCCCUGGAAGGUCCUUUCGUAGGCUCUCUCCGAGGAUCACCUUCCCAGCGCUCGCAAGACUCGGGUUACUCGGACUCUGGGGAGUCCACUGUUGCGCAGCAGGACAGCGACUCCUCGGCGGCCGCCACUCCUCCCAGCGUGAAGCACAUCACGAGAAUUUACUUCGGCGAGAACCUCCACUUGUACAACGACAAGAUCGUUUGCACGUCGCCAGCGGGAGUCGCGCCGGCCGCCCAGGGGUCGGCGGGGCGCAGCGGGAAGCGCGAGAACCGCUGGAAGAACCUCGACUCUUUCCAUCGGUCGGAUCUCGAGGAAUUGGCGGAGGAGCUGGAGCACAAGAGCGUGCUGGAGAUCGGACCGCGACACUGCAUCGCCGGCAGGAAGUGGAAUGACAGGUCGUCUUUAACUCCAACGCGACGACCUCAGCGAUGCAACAGUAGCGUGGAGAAGGCAACGCUCGAGGGCGCGGAAGGGCACCUCGUCCGCCCCGGGAGUAGGACGAGGCGGCGCUGGUCCAUGGGGGAGGCGCAGCCGGCCGGCAACAAGCACCGCAGGCCGCCCCAGGUCGCCGUCGCCGCCGCGCCCACCAGCGCUGCCGACCGCAAGUGUAACCCAGAUCUCGUGACGAAUCUGCAGCCCUGGUCCCUAACGGGCUCGGACGACCUCCUGCAAGUGGCGCGGCGCAGAGACCACUGUGCGCCCCCGCCCCCGGGAGAGGACGCCAGGAACUCGGCUUUUUCGACGGCCGCGCUCGCCCAGGGGAUGAGGAACGCAUCCCUGCAGCAGUGGGUGAAGGAGCUGCGUGUGCUGUACGAGGCAGAGUGCAUGAACACGCUGCAGUCGAAGUCGGUGCCGCGGGAGAGUGCAGUCCCCGACCCAGCGGCGCACUCCACGCGGGAGGCAGUGCGCGCCAUCCAGUUCCGUGCGCAGGACGUCUCGACGGAGUUCGCUAAACUGUGCCAACGCCUGGAGUGGCUAGAGCUGGACCAGGUGCCCGUGCUGGCCAAGUCCCUGGUGUGUCACAUCAACACUUUCCUGAAGGACUACACCACGCAGUGGACGUCGGCCGAGAUAGACUUUCAGCCGCAGUCGUCGCUGGGUCGCCAGAGCAAAGUCAUCGAACAGAUCUGCCAACGACUUAUGGACGUGUGCAGUGACGACCACACGCGGGAGGCGGACGAGCAGGAGACGACCCGGCAGGUGGUGCAGGUGGUGACGGCUCUCGGCCACGCCUUCACCAAGCUGGUCGACCUCAUGAUCAGUCGCGAAAUUAAGAUUGUAAUCAGAUCCCUAGAGGACUACUGCAGCUUCAGGGACACGAGGGACGCCAUUAUGAGCCUGACUGCGAUGGGCACGGACGGGGGGCACAUCUGCCGCCUCAUCGCCCGACUCGGGGGCGUCCGGGCGCUGCUGGGCAUCUGCCUGGAGUCUCGGGCGGGCGUCGUUAGGGUGGACGCCCUUCGCGCUCUGGCCACCGUGUGCUGUGUCGUCGAGGGGAUUCUGGAGUUGGAGAAGGCGGGGGGCGUGGAGGUGGUGGCGGAGGUGCUGUGCGACGAGGAGUGCCCCGAGGAGGAGCGGAGCGAGGCGGCGGGCGUGCUGGCGCAGGUCACGUCGCCCUGGGUGGAGGACAACCACCGCCUGGCCGGCCUCCACGACAACAUGGACGCCAUCGUCGCCGCCCUCACAGGUCUCGCUCGCAGCACCGAGACGCCCGAGACCUUCCUGCUCGCCUCCGCCGCCCUCGCGAACCUCACCUUCCUGGACAGCGAAUUUGUGGACGCCAUGGUGGCUGCUGGGACCGCUCGCGUCCUCCUGCGGGCGGCGCGCGGAUGCCUCGCGCUCUCCAUCUUCACCAAAGACCAGAUCGCGACGGUGCUGGCCAACCUGGCGGGGUCUCGCGGGGCGGCCGAGGAGGUGGUGGCCGCGGGGGGCGUGUCCGUCCUGCUCGCCCUCCUCAACACGCGCGCCGCCCCCUCGCACCGCCUGCCGGAGGUCGCCACGGCGGAGCGCGUCCAGCAGAAGUCCGCCAUCGCUCUGUCCAGGCUGUGCGCGCGGGCGGCGGUGGCGCGGGAGGCGGUGGAGCGAGGCGGCGCCAGGAGGCUGGUCCGGCUGUGCAAGGACGAGGAGGAGAGGAACCACAGCGACUCAGUGCUUGUAGCUUGUUUGGCAGCGCUGAGGAAGAUGGCCUCCGCUCUAGGACCCGAGGAACUCCGCGAGAUGGGAGCGGCAGAGCUGGUCGAGCCUCGUUUACUAGAUUCCUUCCUGAUCUAUUCGUCCCGCCAGGAGAGCUUCGUGUAGCAAAAUAACUCGAAAA
Penaeus chinensis is the source of this 3047-nucleotide messenger RNA. Its product is annotated as protein inscuteable homolog. Gene Ontology annotation, biological process: establishment of mitotic spindle orientation; regulation of asymmetric cell division; asymmetric cell division. The transcript has 11 exons. The record is from RefSeq and is a predicted model, not a curated record. Bases 443 to 3031 code for a protein of 862 amino acids. Gene Ontology annotation, molecular function: protein binding; cytoskeletal adaptor activity. NCBI's taxonomy places the organism in Eukaryota, Metazoa, Arthropoda, Malacostraca, Decapoda, Penaeidae. Gene Ontology annotation, cellular component: apical cortex.